Messenger RNA from Acanthochromis polyacanthus (spiny chromis), 1056 nucleotides. RefSeq names its product paired box 1b (gene pax1b). The transcript has 4 exons. The record is from RefSeq and is a predicted model, not a curated record. NCBI's taxonomy places the organism in Eukaryota, Metazoa, Chordata, Actinopteri, Pomacentridae. Gene Ontology annotation, biological process: regulation of transcription by RNA polymerase II; anatomical structure development. Gene Ontology annotation, molecular function: DNA-binding transcription factor activity, RNA polymerase II-specific; RNA polymerase II cis-regulatory region sequence-specific DNA binding. The coding region runs from base 1 to 1056 and encodes 351 amino acids.
AUGUCCCUCGGUGCUGACUGGCCGGUGUGUGCAGAGCAGAGCUACGGGGAGGUGAACCAGCUCGGCGGGGUGUUCGUUAACGGCCGCCCGCUGCCGAACCCGGUGCGGCUGCAGAUCGUGGAGCUGGCCCAGCUCGGCAUGAGGCCCUGCGACAUCAGCCGCCAGCUGCGGGUCUCCCACGGCUGCGUGUCCAAGAUCCUGGCCCGGUACAACGAGACCGGAUCCAUCCUACCUGGAGCCAUCGGAGGCAGCAAGCCCCGGGUCACCACGCCGGCGGUGGUGCGCAGCAUCCGGGACUACAAGCAGGGAGACCCGGGCAUCUUCGCCUGGGAGAUCCGGGACCGGCUGCUGUCUGACGGGGUGUGCGACAAGUACAACGUGCCGUCCGUCAGCUCCAUCAGCCGCAUCCUCCGGAACAAGAUCGGUUCUCAAUCUCCGCAGUAUGAGAGCAUCAAACCGGGCCCGGCCCCGCUGCAGUACGGACACGUCUAUCCGUACUCCUCCUACAGCGGCCCCGGGGCUCCCACCGGCUCCAGGACCGCCCUGCCCCGGAGCUGGCACAACAUCCUGGGCCUCCGAGCCUUCAUGGAGCCGCCAGCUCUGCCUGGAUCUGAUGGACACGCAGCCAAAGUGGAGGACUGGACCAGUGUGACCAGUAUGUCCAGUAUGAGCAGCAGACCGUUUCCUUCUGGAAUCAACGCAGCAGAGAAAACCAAUGAACUGAACCUCAAAUACCCACAGCAGCACUCCUCCGGUCUGCCUGGUUACGUCUCAGCUUGUGCAUAUUCUCCUCCAAACCAGUACAGUGUGUACGGAGCUCCUACAACCAACUACAUGAGCCCUGGACACCACUGGCAGCCCCAGUCCUCCAGUCUGACUCCCAGUCUGACUCCCAGUAUGACUGCUGGUUUGAGUCACUCCAGUCCUGCAGCACCACUGGAGACUGCAGAUUUCCACCCUGCAACAUCUCUGAAACCUUCACAAAGAGAAGAGCAACAGAAGCUUCCUCUCAACAAACAUCAUUAUGCUGCUCACAGAUUAUCUUCAGCCUCGUGA